This is a messenger RNA of Cuscuta campestris, 1909 nucleotides long. NCBI's taxonomy places the organism in Eukaryota, Viridiplantae, Streptophyta, Magnoliopsida, Solanales, Convolvulaceae. The record is from the annotation of a GenBank genome assembly.
CCACAAAAAGUACGGUGUGAGGGAUUUUACAAGGUUUGUUAUUGUUGUAUACUUGUACUGGCAAUUAAAUAUAUAUAAAAACAGUUAAUGCUCUAAAUAUAUAAAAUUAGGUAAUGCUAUAAAUUCAUGAAAACAAUUAUUUAAUUGCCAAUGUAACUUAAAAACCACCGACCCCUACUAAUUUGGAUUAAGGCGCUGAUAAUCGUGAGAGUUAUGAUUACCUACACACCUGUAAUUCUUUGUCACCAUGAUCAUCUAAAGCAGUUCAUAUAUUUUUUCAUUCAUGGAUUCCCCCUAAUUUCAAGACUCACUUUAUCUCUAAUUUCUGAUCAUUUAGAGAAUACACUGUUACUGUAGCAUUUAGUCUUUAUACUAGUGAGAAAUCAUAUUUCUUGCCAUGAUUUAUUGCAUAAUCUAAUAAUGAUUGCUUUGUAUGGUAUCUUGAUAAUCCAUAUAGUUUGGCACACUUGCACGCGUGCUUCAAUCGGAUCCGCCUCCUAAAGUAGUUAAAGUUACCAUGUCAAAGAGAAUACCUUUGGUUGGAGAAGAGCUAGCUGCUUAUGAGGAGGAGCAGAAUAAAAUAAAAAAGGAAGAAGCUCAAAAAGCUAGUAUGCUUAAAAAUGUUGAAUCAAAAGAAUCUUUUGGGAGUGGCCAUGACGUGAAUGACCCCAUGAUCAUUGAUACAUCUACUGUCACAAAUUCAUUUUCAAAUGUUACCAGAAGACAAGUUGGGGCUUUCAAGGAUGUAUUUAUCGAUGGGUUUGUUGUCCCUUCUUCUAGUGUCGCACCAAUAUUUCCCUGCUUCGAUAACCCCGUCGAAUGGGAUGAUUUUGGUGAAGUCAUCAAUCCUGAUGAUUAUGUCAACAAGGAUGAACAUAUUGAGCAAUCAUUGAUGACUGUUGAUGGAGAUCUUCAAGGAAAACUUGAUGAAGGAUCUGCUAGCCUUAUAUUCGAUACUACACCAUCAAAAGUUGUAUCUUCUGGUUUAACUGUCCCAGUGAAAUGCUCAUUACUUUACAUGGAUUUUGAAGGCCGAUCUGAUGGUCGCUCAAUGAAAUCAAUUCUUGCCCAUGUCGCUCCAUUAAAGCUUGUUUUAGUACACGGUACAGCUGAAGCAACAGAGCAUUUGAAACAACAUUGUCUAAAGCAUGUAUGCACACACGUUUAUGCUCCAAAAAUUGAAGAAAUGAUUGAUGUCACUUCAGAUUUGUGUGCAUAUAAGGUCCAACUAUCAGAGCAGUUAAUGAGCAAUGUACUUUUUAAGAAGCUUGGAGACUAUGAAAUAGCAUGGGUUGAUGCUGAAGUGGGGAAAACAGACAGUGGCAUGUCAUCUUUACUCCCUCUUUCUCAUCCUGCUCCAGCACAUAAAACAGUACUUGUUGGAGACUUGAAGUUGUCAGAUUUCAAGCAGUUUCUUGCAAACAAGGGUGUGCAGGUAGAAUUUGCAGGUGGAGCCUUGAGGUGUGGGGAAUAUGUUACUCUGAGAAAAGUAGGAGAUGCAAGCCAAAGGGGUGCAGCAGCUGCUGCUACUCAACAGAUCAUUCUUGAGGGCCCACUCUCCGAAGAAUAUUAUACGAUUCGGGAGUGCUUAUACUCACAGUUUUACUCCCUCUAAUCUGAGCACGGGCUUCGUCGAUUCCCCUAACAUCUGAUAUCCAGAGAUAUGUACUGCAACAUUCACAUCUCAGAAAUGAUUUGGAAGAAUACUUGUACUAAAACUUUUUGUUGUUGUUGUUGACUCAUAUGUUCCAGUGGCUUUUCUUUGUAACUUGGUAGGAUUUUAAAGGAACAGAUAGUUCAUUGACCAAGCUUAUAAUAUACCCCAUGCUUAUUUAAUUAUAUGAUUAGGAAUUUCUUGUUCAUUUAAAUCUAAGCUUUCGGAUUUAUUAAAUAAUACUCUGUAUAACUG